AAUUUUAUUUGACGCGUCGAACGAGACGGUUUGGUGCGUACGUGUUCCGCGUUGCUGAUGGGAACGCGCCACAAAAACACUUUUCGACUCGUCGUAGGCGGAUUCGCAGGCUUAGGGACCGCGUAAUAUAACAGAACACACUCAUACGUUUCAUCCAUACACGCAACCGACAUACACAUGAAUACUAGAUUAGUUUCGCGACUAGACGACGACACAGUGCAAGCAAGGAUUAGUGGUGUUGGUGUUAGUGUUGUUGGUGGCAAAGGAUUAAAUCGUUCGUGGCAACAAGAGCGAUGUCGUUGCCGCCGGUCGCGUGUUUGUUUAUGAAAGAAAUGAGAGUAACAUUCUUCCCGAGUUGUGCCGAUUAAAUACGCCGACCGCAUUUGUUGGGUAGGCGUACACAGUAACCGGAUAUAACUCUCGUUCAGAGAACAGCACGAUCCUUUCGGUGUAACGAUAUCCGUUCGCAAAGGGGGCGAGAAGCGGACCAGGACCCGAAACCGUGGAGCAUCAGCAGCAGCAGCAGACAAUCAAUGAGAAUAAUGACAUCGACCGAGGUAAACGGAGGCGGUGGUACGCCCACGACCACACGCGGCGGAAACGUGUCCGUGACGACGAUCAACUGUGGUGACGACGGCGGUAUGGGCGGCACAACGUUGGACAUGAGCGGUGUUGGUGGUGGUAGUAUAGUGGCGGCAAUCAAGCACAACAACAACAAUAACAGCAUCAACAACAAUAACAACAACACGACGAGUAGUAAUAGUGUGAAUAAUAACACCAGCACCACUACUACUGCUACCACUACAGGAACGAGUAGUAGCGGUGGUGGGGGUGGUAGUCCAGGUGGCAUCUUUGGAAACGUGAGCGGUGGAGUACGCAUCACCGUGCCGAAGAUGGAAGAGUCGGACGAGUCCGAUACGGAGCUGUCCAACAUCGAGAAGACGGCAGCAGCGGCACUGACGAACGGCGUCAAUAUGCGCGAGGAACGUAGCGCCAGUAAGAGCCUUCCGCGACCCAUGUCCUGGGAGGGUGAACUUUCCGAACCGGAGGAACCGAUGCUGGUGGACAAUGAGAAUUCUAGCUCCAGCUCGGUUGGUGGUGGUGGCAGUAAGCACGGGAUAGCACCGAUCGAUCCUUCCCCGAUCGCGAUGAUUGUGCCGAAGCGCGAGGAAGAGCUGGACACCGAGGUACCGACGUCCGGACCGGGCAUUACGGAACCGUUGGCACUGACCGCUUCCAGCAGUAAUAGCAGCAGCAGUAGCAGCAGUACCGGUGGCUACAAUCUUUCCUCCCAGAGCGGUGGCACGAUUCGGAAUGCGCACAGUAACAGCAAUACCGGUAGUAGCAGCUCCAGCAACUCACCACUGCCGAAUCGGCUCAUGAUCAAACCGGAAGCGGGGCUUCCACUGAUCAAUCCCGGGCUGGCGUACAACGUGUCCGGGCUCGGGAACAACUCCUCCAACAUUCCAACGUCUUCGGGAGCUUCGUCGUCCACGGUGAAGAAGGCCGGACUUCCGGAUGUGAUAAACCUGAAGUACGAACUACCACCGGGUGGUGGUGGUGGUGAUCCGGGCGGCGGUAGUGCACUUCCACCGAGUGCAAUCCAUUCGCCGCUGUUGGUCCGUUCGAAGACGACGCUGCUGCCCGCGAAUCCCAGUCCCGACUCAGCCAUCCACUCGGUGUACACGCACAGUUCGCCGAGCCAAUCGCCACUCACAUCCCGCCAUGCACCGUACACGCCAUCGCUCAGCCGGAACAAUAGUGACGCGUCGCACAGCAGCUGCUACUCGUACAGCUCGGAGUUCAGCCCGACGCAUUCGCCCAUCCAGGGCCGGCAUAACAUCUUCGCCGGUGGUGGUGGUGGUGGUGGAGGAGGAGGGGGCGGAGGAGGAGGAGGCAGUGCAUCCUUCAACGGAUCACCGUUGCAUCACUCAGUAUUAUACAAACCGAUGCUGGAUAGCGAGCAGCAGCAACAGCAAGCCCUUAAACAGCUGGCUGCAGCGGCGGCUGCCGCGGCCCAAGAAGAACCGCUCUACGAUGGGGAACAUUUGCCUUCGCCCGGGAUAUCUCGGCAGCAGCUUAUCAACAGCCCGUGUCCCAUCUGUGGCGAUAAGAUAUCCGGCUUCCAUUAUGGCAUUUUCUCGUGCGAGUCGUGCAAGGGCUUCUUCAAGCGUACGGUGCAGAACCGUAAGAACUACGUGUGCCUUAGGGGGGCGGCCUGUCCGGUGACGAUAGCGACACGCAAAAAGUGUCCCGCCUGCCGGUUCGAGAAGUGCCUUCAGAAGGGGAUGAAAUUGGAAGCUAUUCGGGAGGAUCGAACACGUGGAGGACGCUCAACGUACCAGUGCUCGUACACCUUGCCAGGACCGUUGGUAAACGCGGGCGGUGGUAUGCAACCGGGUGACUCACCGGGCGCGGGACCAUUCCAGUACGGUGGUUCGGUACGAUCACCGUACGUUGGAGGAGGUUCCGGUGUUGGUGGUGUUGGAGGACAGCAGAUGAAGAUGGAACCACCGGACGGUGGUAUGAUGAUGGUCGGAUCGGGUUCCAUUGGCGGAGGGAACGGUGGCAUGAAUGGAAUGGGCAAUGGACUCGGUUCGGAUGGUAUUAGCAGCUCCGGUGGAGCUAAUCACAUGCAGCCAGGCAUUCCAGUACUGUUACAGGUAGUCUCUCCUCAACGUUUCUCUCGUAAGAACCUAUAUAAAAAAGGCUUUGGUCUCCAACAGGAAAUUAUGGACGUUGAACCGCUGUGGCAGUAUAAUGCUCAGGAGCUGGCCCGACUCAACCAACCGCCAACGAACGUAAGCAGCACGACGAUCGCCAACAAUCCGAUCCUGUCGAGUGCCGGCAUCUCGUCCGACAGCAGUCCCGAUCUGAUCGCUAACCUCUGUAACAUUGCCGACCACCGACUGUACAAGAUCGUCAAGUGGUGCAAAAGUCUGCCACUCUUCAAGCACAUUUCCAUCGACGAUCAGAUCUGUCUGCUGAUAAACUCCUGGUGUGAGCUGCUGCUGUUCUCGUGCUGCUACCGUUCGAUCUCGACACCGGGCGAGAUUAAGAUUUCCCAGGGCAAAUCGAUCACGCUGGAUCAGGUUAAGAAUAGUGGUUUGCAGACGUGUAUUGAGCGGAUGUUAAAUCUAACCGACCAUCUGCGACGAUUGCGCGUCGAUCGGUACGAGUACGUGGCGAUGAAGGUGAUCGUGUUGCUCUCUUCGGACACAUCCGAGCUGAAGGAAUCGGAAAAGGUGCGGACGAGCCAGGAGAAAGCAUUGCAGGCCCUGCAAGCCUACACACUGGCCCACUAUCCCAAGUCGCCGGCCAAGUUUGGCGAGCUGUUGCUGCGCAUUCCCGAACUCCAGCGCACCUGUCAGGUCGGUAAGGAGAUGCUCACAAUCAAACCGAAGGAUGGCGAGGAGCCAUCGUUUAACCUGCUAAUGGAACUGCUCCGUGGCGAGCACUGAACACACAAGACUUCGUUUCGUUUUGCUUUUUGUGCCUCGGAAUGGGUGCGCGCGUACGGGGCACCGGACGUUUUGUAUCCGAAACAGCAGGGGUGCUGGAACACCCUUGACCACCUUAGACACAACGACCGGAAGCCGCAAUCCUGAUGGUCCGUUUUUACAUCAGGCCAUCUAGAUCCGGUAGCGGAAAAGGGAAAUGAUCGAUUUCGUGUUUUUUAUUAGGCGAGUACUCGUCGCUCUAGAGCUAGCUUGUAAGCUGUAGCGUUAGCAUUGUAAAGGUUAUAUUAUGUUUUUUAAAAACUGAUGUUUUGUUUUGCUGAUACACUCACGCGCAGUAGUAUGUAGGGGGCUUCCGAAGGAAUGGCCGGUUCUGUCGAGGGACCGAGUGAGUUUUAUUUUAACUUGAUAUCUGAUUAGUUGCUAGUGUAGUUUUGAAUAGUUAGGCUACUCUCUACAAUGGCGAGUAACUUCUGCCGAGGUUCGGUUUUGUUAAACCCAUGAAAAGGCACAUCAAAUCAAUGGCAUUGUUUGAUUGCUGGGGAACGACCGUACGCUAGGCGUUUUCGUUUAAGUUGAUAGUGUUACUGACAUACGGUGUCAGUGUCAGACAACCCUUAGCAAAUCGUUUUUUUUCUUCUGUUCUCCAACUUCCCACAAUGUCCGCUGUUAUAUAGUUAGAAAACAAGAGGAAAAGCGUGGUUAUGUUUUCCGUUUUUUUCUCUGCUGCCUUUUUUUUUACAAACAGAAGGGAUAACUUUUAUCCCGUGGCGGUAGAAUAUUGUGUGCAUUAAUACGGGGUAUUAAUGGUAAAUUAAGACAACAAAACUUCAACACCACGGUUUCCAUAGGGCAGUAGUUUUGUAACGUUGUAACGUAUUGUAACGGGAAGAGGAGAGAGAGAGAGAGAGAGAGAAAACCCACACACACACACAUUCUAAACUUUUAGCGAACCAAUCGAAGCCGUUAACGAAAAGUCGAACAAAAUUCGAUGCCAAUGGGCCUGAUCCUUCUUCACGCUCUUUAGAAGCAGAAGGCGAAGGAUUGUGCUUAACUAUACUCGAUCGAUCUAAUAAUUACCACCGAGAGAGAGAGAGAGAGGGAUGUGCGUGCGCAAAAUUGUAGCUGAAAGUGUGUGCCUUUCUUUGCGCAAAUGUGAACAAACAAAAACACCUGAUAACAUCCCGAGGACACCCUUAAGAAAAAAAGGAUUACGCGCCAUUACACCAUGGGAAAGGGUGCGGACAAAAGGAUAUUCUUUUUCCGGCUCGAGUGGUGUAGUUUGUAUUUUGGCGGAGUGUUUUUUUUCCUGUCGGAAGGAAUUAGAAUCGAAGUAUUUUAGGAACAAACAAAAAAAACGGCAUCAAAUGGAAAGAUUUAUCGAAAAACUCUAGAACAAGAAGCAAAUCAAACGAAAACGAACACAGAACGCGAAAAAAUAACUUACAGAAACAGUAGAACAGAGAGGGAAACAAAACACAAACAAACAAACAAGCAUAAAAUGACUGAAAUUUUUAGCAAAUAGAGCAAUUAAUUAAACUAGUUAAUAAGUGCUAGAGCGAGAAGAAAAACACACACUCACAUGAGGAGCGGAGGAAGAAGAAGCGUCCGGGAUCAGCUUUCCGUUCUUUUGUCGGUUUCCGUUUGGCAAAAGAAUCUGGUUGAAAGGCUUGAUUUUGGAGAUUUGUAAAUAAUUAGCAUAAGGUUUUCCUUUUUUUUUAAAAAACUAUUAUUACUAUAAUUAAUAUCGAACCGGAUGCCGGUUACGUUCGGAUUUCUGUUUAGUUUUCAGCGUUUUAAGAAGUGCAAAGUGGAAAAAACGGCUUUCUUACACAAAAACGAGAGUUUGGUAGAGUGGCAAUAGAUUGUUUAGUGUGGUUAGUUUCUUUUUUUAUAUACACUAAGAUUAAGUUCGUUUGCGUGGAGAGUUUUAAAAAUUCGUGCGUACUAUUAUUGCUUCCAGUGGGUUUUUUUACGUUUAUUUUUUUAAAGGGACACAAUCCUUUUCUUUACUAGAAGCUUUCCAUUACUAGCCUUCAAUUUGCUUCCAUCCGUGGGAAUUGUCCCUGUUUUCUCUGUUGUUUAGUGCAAUACUCGGAUGAAAACCUUUACUUUUCAUCAUCCUUAUAAGCUUACCCACACACACACACACACGACACGAGAAGGGAAAAGCCCUUAAAAUUGUCCUUAAAAAGGAUAAAAAUGGCAUUUUUUUAAACUAUGCGUUAAAGACCGUGUUCGAGUUCGAAGCAAAGCUCUGGAACUCACCAGCAUGGAUUGGUUGAAUAGUCCGCGGCAAUGAAAGCAAGUGAGCCACCACCAUUUUAAUUUCAUUCAUUUUUUUUGUAUAAGAUUGAUAACGAUUUGCCUUGACAUUUGCUUUAGCACACGUGCUCUUCACUGUAUCUGAGGUGUCAAACCCACUAAUGGCAAGCAAAAAAAGCAGGAGAAAAUUUAAGAAACAAAACAAAAAAAAUGCAGCAAAAAUGUGAUCGAUUUAAUUAUACCUUAAACCCGGAGCCGUGGGACAGCUGUAGCUUUGACGAGAGCCAAAUGCUCUCCAGUGUUUUUGAAGCUAGGAUAAAAGAUUUUCAUAACUUUUGUUUUCUGUUUCUGUUUUCUUUUUUUUGCUGUCUUGUUUUUAGGCAUUUAAGGCGAUUUAGAAUGUUUGGAUGCUCCUUUUUGCCGUGGGAGGAGACUUUGUUUUAUACAGUUGUUUUUUUUCCUUCUCUAUUGCAAUUACUUCAGUUUUUUCUAUGUAGCAUCAAUAAAAGCGCCAAUUGGUGUCAUAUUGCGGGGCGUGUUUCGUGCGCAAGCGGCACAAGCAUUGGAGGAAGAAAUUAUAUAGCAAAUUAUACCAGCUACUUAUAUACAUAAAGCAAAUAUUGAUAGAUGCAAAUUUACUGUAAAGAAGUGAGAGGGAAGACCCGGAUUAAAAAAAACAGCGAGAGAAAACGGACUUGUGGGUCCAUUCUUAUGCUCUAAACCCUAGCGAAAAAUAUCCUUCGGAAGCGAAGGGUUCGAGAUUCUAUCAGGCCACCUUCGCGGGACAGUGAUGCGGUUUAUUGUUUUGUUGUCUAAAAAGUACACAGUAUUUAAGUGAAGUUUCCCUUUUCUGCGCCAUCAGCUAUGUUGAAUCACUGUCACUUUGUGCGCGUCACCUUCUGGGACUUCUGUCCAUCGUUCGAACAAAUCAUUCGCUAGGAGAGCAAGAUUUUGUACUUAAACUUAUGAUUAAUUUCGUUGUUGCUCGAACAUGAAGAUGUGCUGUUUGUGUGUUUUUUUUUAACGAAUCGAGCAAACGUCAGCAAAAAACGUGUUUGCUCCACGUACGUGUAUAAGGGCCAGGAGGAAAUCUGCGUCGGAAAUUAUUUUCUAACACGGGUGAGCAAAGCUAAGGUAGAGAAAGGCUGGAAGAAAGUAGGAAAAGUGUAAGAAAAGUACACUCGAACUCACAACAACACAUACACAGACGGCGGGAGACGAAGAAUUUUUUGAAUAAAAUUAUACCUUAUAAUGUAA
Molecule: messenger RNA, 6980 nt
Organism: Anopheles stephensi (Asian malaria mosquito)
Lineage: Eukaryota; Metazoa; Arthropoda; Insecta; Diptera; Culicidae
Gene: Hr39
Product: nuclear hormone receptor FTZ-F1 beta
Biological process (GO): tissue development; regulation of transcription by RNA polymerase II; hormone-mediated signaling pathway
Cellular component (GO): RNA polymerase II transcription regulator complex
Molecular function (GO): RNA polymerase II cis-regulatory region sequence-specific DNA binding; zinc ion binding; nuclear receptor activity
Source: RefSeq, a predicted model, not a curated record